AAAAAUAAAAAUAAAUUUAAACAUGUCUGCCCUGCUGGCGAGUGAUUCGGAGAGCGAUGCAGAUGACAAACCAAAUAUUACUAUUAAUAAGGAUUAUGCCAACAAAUACGAUACCUGGAGACGAAAAGAACUACUUCAGAAAUUGACGGACAAGUACGGAGAGGACGCGGCGACCUGGCUCGACGACGGUGGCGAUGCGAGCUCAGACGAAGAAGAGGAAGACGAGGACGCAGCCCAGUGGACGGAAGAGACGGACAAAGACUUCCUGAAGACCCUUGCUUGCCUCAAGAAGAAGGACCCUGCUAUCUACGACAACAACGUGAGGUUCUUUAAAGAUGCGGAGCCUGGCUCGGAGCCCAGGAAGAAGGAGAAGAAGAAGAAAGAAGAAAAGCCUCUCUUCUUGAGAGAUUACAAGCGACAGCUGAUCUUGGGGAAGAGCAGCGAUGUGACUGAUGAUGAGGACGAGGGGGGCACGGGCGGGCAGCAGCGGGCAGAGUCCCCCACGCUGGUGGAGGAAGAGCAGGCCAUCAAGGAAAGUCUGGUGAACACCCUGAGGGACGACGACGACGGGAACGGGGACGACGAGUGGGGUAGUCUCUUCCGCAAGCGAGACAAAACCCAGCAAGAAUUGGAUAAGGAAAAUGAAGAUUACCUGGAGUGGCUGAAUGGCCAGCGUGAGCAUAUUGGCGACAAGAAAGUGGAGUCGGAACUGAAGCCUCUUCGUGAAUAUUGGAACGACCCCAAGCUAGAGGAGGGUGAAAAAUUUCUCCGAGACUACAUUCUCAACAAGAGGUUCCUGCAGGGAGAUGAUAAGGAUCAUAUCCCGACGUACGACGAGAUAGUGCACGACUCGGACGAGGACUUGUCGGCGGACGAGCGAACGGUCGAGCAGCAGGAGGCAUUCGAACACAAGUUCAACUUCCGCUUCGAAGAGCCAGACCAGGAGUUCGUGAAGCGGUACCCUCGCACGGUGGAGAGCACGCUGCGCAGGAAGGACGACCGACGGAAGCUGAAGCGAGCGGAGGUGCGCGAGAGGAAGGAGCGGGAGAAGCGGAGGAAGCUGGAGGAACUGAAGCAGCUGAAGGCCCUGAAGCGGAAGGAGCUGGAGGCGCGCAUUCAGCGGCUGAAGGAGAUCACCGGCAACGCCGACCUGGGCUUCAAGGAUGAAGACAUUGAGGGGGAGUUUGACCCUUUAGAACAUGACAGGCGCAUGAAGCAGUUGUUCGAUGAUGAGUUCUACGCAGAGGAACAGGACUCCCAGAAGCCGGUCUUCCCAGACCUCGAUGCAGAGUUGGAGAUAGAGAACUGGGACCAGUGGGACGGCAGCGCGCGAGACCAGGACGGCGGAGAAGCAUGGGACAACGCUGACCUUGACCCGGAAGACCCUAACUUCAAUAUGGACUGCGACUAUGACCCGAAAGCCCAGCUCCAGCGGCAGAUGGUCGAGUCGACGCGCCGCCGGAAGGGGCGCAAGCGGCAGUCAAAGUUCGCAGAGGUGCUUGCCGCGAAGAAGCCGUUGUUUGACCCGAAGGACAAGAGCUUCGAGCAGUACGUGGAUGACUACUACAGCCUGGACUUUGAGGACGUCAUCGGGGACCUGCCAUGCCGGUUCAAGUAUCGCAAGGUGGUCCCCAACAGCUUCGGUCUCACCGUGGAGGAGAUCCUGAAGGCGGAAGACAAGGAGCUGAACAGCUGGUGCUCCCUGCGGAGAGCGGUGCAGUAUCGGCCGGAGAACCAGGAGCUGUACGACGUGAAGGCGUAUCAGGCCAGAGCCAAGCAGGAGCACCUCAAGAGGAAGUAUCUGAAGAGUUUGUACGCCAAUGCACAAGGUGACCAGCCGAAGAAGGAGGCGCGCGGAGAAGAGAGCACAGGUCAUCACGACGGUGCGAGCCGGGAAGAGACCACCGCCAGAGCGAACGGAGCGGCCGGGAAGGUAAAUAGCGGUGCUGAUGCGACUGAACACUCUGGAGAAGACGAGGCCGUUCACCCACAGCCCCCAGACGGCCGCAAGAAACGGAAAAAGAAGGGCAAAAAGCACAAGCCUGCGAACGGACCUAGCGCACAGACUGAAAACGCAGGGAGUGAAGCACCAAGACAAGGCACCGUCGACUCUGGAAUCAGCAAACGGAGCUCCAAGAAUAGAAAACGUAAGCAAAAUGUGACAAACUCUGAAACUGGUUCCUUGCCAGUAAAUGGAGGUGCAGCUAAACAGAGCAAUGAAAACAGAACACAUUUUGUGCCGAGGAAGAAGUUUAAAAAUGAGCAUAGCAGCGAGGAUGUUGGCAUUUCAGACACUAGGCUCAGAGCGUAUGGUAUAAGACCCAAGAAGUUUAAGGGCAAGCUGAAAUUUGGUAGCCAGUCUAGAUUUAAGAAAUAUAAUUAGAAAGAUGGGUUAUUCAUGGUUAUGUGUUCAUUGUGAAACUCCCCGGUUCUGUAUUGUCACGAUCUCAAUAUUAAGAUGGUUGUUUUUACAGCAUCACUGUCGCUAUGAGAUGAGUCUGUUUUAUAAUGCAUUGUAUAAUAAAUAUGAUACAAAGUUAUUAUGAGUUACGUUCUUUCUUCAGUAUAGGAAAUUUAAAUGAUAUUGUGUGCACUAUUAUGUACUCUCUCAUACCAUUGUAUUUAUCUAGUAAUUAUUUUUUUGCUCACUUUAAAUAAGCUACAUAAUGUAAAAGAGAGAAAGUUAAAAAGGUUGAAUAAUUCAGUGUUUGUGCACACUAGUGUACUACUAACUGUUUUAUGAGUGGAUAUAACACUCAGUAAAUGUAAAACAAUCUGCAACAGUUAAAUUGUCUGUCAUAUUUUUGUUGUUUGUUUCAAAUACUUGUGCAUUGAAAAUUGAAGUUAUGAAAAAUUAGGGAUAGGCUGAUUGAAUCCUUGAAUCCUUGAACCCUUGAGUACUAUAGUCUCCAAUAUUUUGAAAGAUUUGAGAUUCAAGAAAAAAAUAGAUUUUAAGAAUGAUAGUGGACGAAAUGAUGUAAAUUACAAAAUUCAAUACUAAAUGCACCUUAAGUUUAUUAUGCCUAUGUGUUUUUUUUUAAACCCAUCCAAUUACCAUUGUCCAAGAUAUUGUAGUUUCAGUAUGUAACUAUGUAAAUAAAAUUAUUAUGUAUAUGUAUUAACUUGGAAACUUAAUUUUUUAAAUAAAAAGUUAAAGGUUGAAAGCUUCAACUCCAUAGUUAAUAAUGUAGAUUGUAGGUUUUUUUGGCCAUUUUCUUAUAAACCAUCCUGGCUCAGAGGUUGAGCUGUAUAGAAGUGAUGGUUGGUGCCUUAAAGGUUUUUUCCCCCAUUUAUAUCUAUUAUUUUGGAAUCUUGAGACCUAAAUUUAGAUUCGAUGGGUAAAUUAGAGUUGAGAAAAUUGUGAUUUGAGAGUGAUUUGACCUAUCAUGUUCCCUUCUCCCUUUGCUUAUAAAAUAGAUCUGUUUUUAAACCUGAAAAUUUUUUAAGAUCAUUCAAAAACUCCAAUAGAAGCUACAUAGUGACACUAUCUACAUUACAUACUUUUUUCUUUAUUACUUAUUUGUCCAUUUGUAAAUACUGAUUGCUGUACUGGCUGUGUAUAGUGAUCCUGCUACAGAAUAAAAGAAGUUGAAUUGGGUACCGUCAUACAUUCCUUGAAAACCAGCAUAUAUUUAUAUAAACUUUUUUUUACACUGGCUUUAACUGCUUGUCAACAGGAAGGUCAGUAGGGACGGUUAGCACAGCUGCACAGAUCGGUCAGGGCUUAUAGCAAGAAACUAUCUCCCUAAAGUGAUCUCAGUACGGGGUUGAGUUUCAACCCCAGGUCCUCACGCUGCAAUCUUAUUUU
Molecule: messenger RNA, 3808 nt
Organism: Bacillus rossius redtenbacheri
Lineage: Eukaryota; Metazoa; Arthropoda; Insecta; Phasmatodea; Bacillidae
Product: protein KRI1 homolog
Exons: 11
Coding region: 23-2383 (786 amino acids)
Biological process (GO): endonucleolytic cleavage in ITS1 to separate SSU-rRNA from 5.8S rRNA and LSU-rRNA from tricistronic rRNA transcript (SSU-rRNA, 5.8S rRNA, LSU-rRNA)
Cellular component (GO): nucleolus; 90S preribosome
Source: RefSeq, a predicted model, not a curated record